AUGGACAGGGUUCAGACCUCCGCAGAGCAAGUCUUGGGGUAUCCGGAUCACUUGAUGAAGACAUGCAUGGAGGACUACGAGAGACGGGCUCACCUGGAAGCCAUGCGGCUUUCUGGCUUGAAAUUCAUGAGUGUUUGCAGCGGCAUUGAUGCCGCUGGCGAGGCCUUGCGAUUGAUUCAGGCAGCGUGGAAGAAAGCAGACCCAGGAAGCCCCGAGUCCUGGGUUACCAAGACUUCCUUCUGCGAUUCGGGCAAAGAGCAACAGAACUUCCUUGUCAUGCUAGCAGAGUUGCAGGAGCUGCAAACUGGAUGCUCUCCUUGUGUGUUCACUUCGAUAGAGUCUCGCGUGCCAGGAGACUUCUGUUCUGAAAUCUUGCAAUCUCCCGUCCCAAAGUCCAAGGCCAAGGCUAGGCAGUCGGGCGGGCUGACAGCGGCAGAUUUUGAAAAGUUGGCAAAGGAACUAGAAGAGAGGCCGGCCGAGGCUUUUCCGCGUGAUGCGCGGGCUCACUGCCUCGUGCAUGAUCAGCAGUGUCUCGUUCGGCCAGUGCGGGGGGGCGGAGCGCCCUCAACUUUGGUCGAGACAGGAGCUUCCGAGGACCGCCCAGAGUCAUUUGUGAUGUCAGCAGGUGGCCUUCCAUGUGUCGCCUGGUCGAAGGUAGGCCUGCGUCAGGCAGGCGGGCAUAUUUCAGAACGAGCUUUCCAGGUGUGGCUCGCUGAACGUCGGCAGUGGGCUUUGGACGGUUGUGAGGAUAUGUUCCUCUUCGAGAAUGUCGUGGAGUUUCCAGCCCGCGAGAAGAUCCAAGAUCCACUGCUGGAGACUCACCAUGUGAUCGUUUUGCGAUUGGACCCACAGGACCGACCCAUUGCUGGCGGUGCUAGUUGCGCAGUACUGACAGCUGUAGCAAAGUCUUUCGGUAGGUUUUGCUCGCUUCAGCAGGGCAGUUCUACCAGCCUGUCUCGUGACACUCAGCUUUCCAGCCUCUCGAUGGACUCGCCUGCCAAGUCUCCAAGACCGACUGAGGAGCUUCGCGGCGGGGUCUUGAACCCCCGCACAAACGAACCUCCGAAGCCGUCGGCGAGGCUGCAAAGUCAGAGAGACAAUCAAUGCUUCGCGGUUGAUUGUGAGUUGGAGAGGCUGAGAAACCAGAAGUGGUGUGCCGGCCACAAACGUGCCUACGCAGCGCUCAUGGCACAGGCGAAGAAGGAUGGCAAGCUGGAGGUCGUGAAAGAGAUCAUGGCUGAUGACCAGCGCUGUCAGAUCUGCAUGCGAGAAUGGUGCGAAAAGAACCCGAUCAAUGAACGUUGGUCGCGGAAGCGGCUCUUCGACUGGUCUCAGUUUACUGAAAGGCAUGGCCGACGAGACUACGAUGGAGACCACGACGGAGACGUGCCUAUGACCGAAGCAGAGUUCCUCAACUGGGCUCAAACGGUCAAGCGGCUGACGGCCACAGGUGCUCGACAUUGGUGGACUGAGAUGAAGGACGGCAAUGUCAGGCGAGAUCACGGAGGUCGUGAUUCCGAGGGCAAACUGGGCGCUGAGCGCCUUUGGGUUCCUUCAGCGCAGGAAGCCCGUGAGCGGAAGAAGGGCCGCUUCGGGGAGAUUAGCGUCGCCCAGGGAAGCAAACAGAUCAAGAACCUCGACGAUGAGUCCUUCAAUCAGCUGCUGGACUACGCCGGCAGCAAGUCUUUGGAUGUCGACUUUGUGCGUGGGAGCAACAAAAGCGCAACAGACUCGGGCUCGGGUUCUGUUGGGGCUGGGCCAGCUGGGACUGGGACUUCCACGGUUCCGGCUCCGGCGGCAACAAGCGUGCCACUAUCUUCGACUGCCGCCGCCCCUGCGGCAGCUGAGGAGAAGCAAGAGUCUCCGAAGAAGCCCGUGGACCUGGCUUUGGAAAAGCCGAAGCAGGAGACCAAGCUCACGAAGGAGAUGAACAGCUCGAAAACGUCCCUCUGUGAGUGCGCGAGGACAGCCAUCGAAACGCAGGGCAAGCUUCCGGAGACGAAGGACGAAUCGCUGACGACUCUUGUGCAGCAUCUAAACCAUCGUCUCUACUGCUUCGCCGCCCUGCUCAAUUACCCGAAGGACUGCACGGACCAGGCGAUGCAGGCGAUGAUCGACGGGUUCACGGAUCAGAAGGUGAUUGCUGACCUCCUCAAAGGCCACGCAGACAAGCUUCCAGUGCCGGAGGCGAUGCAGAAAGACCUCGUCUCCUUCGAUGAGGUCAGGACGAACAUUGAGGCCCUCAAGAAUGCCUCCACGGUUCUUGAGCUCGAUGACAUCAAGGAAAUGUUUCAGCGCCAGAAAACGGCCCUGAAGACUUUCGAGAAGGGCCUUGCUCAAGUUUCGCGAGACUGCAAAUCCCAUGUGCAGCAGCUUGAGAAGGAGGAAUCUCGCAAGCAGAAGGCUGAGGAGAAGAAAAAAGGCAAGGCUGAGCUGGAUGCUUUCAGGGAGAGCAACACGCAGCGUGCGAAGGCCUUGCUGGAAAGCAAGGCGGGUGCAAACAUCAAGCCGCUGUACAAGGCCUGUCAGUUCAUGUUCAAGAAGUUCCUGGAGGACAGUGUUCCGGAGGAGUACAAGAACAAGGUCAAGCCCUUCCCGAAGUAUGCAAGUGGCAUGGACGUGAGCAAGUUGCCGUGGUUCGCCGCUGGCCAGGAGCACCAGUGCUUGGAAGCAUGGUCCGUGGAUGCAGGCAUGCAGAAGACCGUCCAGAGUUGGGCCAUCAAGUACAAGCAGCUCCAGGAUUACCAGCAGAAAAGCCGUGCCUCCGCUGCCCUCGAGCCCAAGCACGGCCAUGAGCAAUGCAACGAGUUGUGGCGGCACUUCGUGGCUGAGUCGGACAUCCUGGCUUGCGAUGAGAUGCCUUCAGCAGCGACUUUUGGCAAAACCAAUUGGAUUGCAGGCUAUGCGCCCGAUAUGAAGUUUUGUGGGCUGCAAGCGAACGGUGCUCAGACACUGAAGGCAGCCUGCUUGGGCGAUGUGUUGCACGUUUGCAUGCCCUUGUCGACGAUGCUUCCUGCUGCCCUCAAGCUAGGAUUCAUCCAGGAUGACAAGGCUUUGACUUCAACAGAGGCCUUCUGUGAGAUCAUGGAGCAGCAGAUGGAGAUGAAAAGCUUCCUCGAGUUCUUCAAUCAGGGCGUCGAGGUGUAUUUUCACUGCCAGAAGGCUGGGGAGAUGAUCAGCUUGCCCAUGGGCUGGUUCAGCGUGGAGAUAUCCACGGCCGGGACAAUCCUUGUCAGUGUGCGGAAGGGGGUGUUCCUCAAGAAGACCUCCAGCGAAGCAAUCAAGGAGUACGAGUCCUUGAUCCAGUUGCUGCAGCGUUGCUCCAGAACUGUGGAUCGAUACCAGGACUUGCUCAAGCUCAUGUGGGGGGAGCAAAUUCUCCUGGAAAUGCUCCAAGAUGUAAGUGAGAACUCUUCUUUUGCCACCUUGCCGAUGAAAUCCGAACGGAACUGCUCGUCGCAGUUGGGUGCGAUUCUCUACGACAAACCGGACCUCGGCUUCCCUUGCCACCGACCUCGUCUCUACGUGCUCGGAUUCAACAAGCUACGCAUUGCUUGGCAGCAUGCGGUGAGCGAGAGUCAGAGAUUUUUGCAGAUAUUUGGCAGUGCUUGCGGGGUGCGUGGUGAUGUUUACAUGCUAGACUCAUGGACUUCCAGGCGUGCCGAUAUGGAGGCCAAGAUGUCUAAGCGUGGAGUUCACUUGUCUUCGUCCUCGCUUGCAAGUGAGCCUGCAAGCCGAAGCGAUCGUAUGCGUGUCAUCCAGAGUUCGGUGUGCCCUUCCUCAAAGCAGCACGGGUUGUUGUACGAAGUGGAGUUCGCGAAGCAAGCCCAGCCGGCUGACCCGUCCAAGCAGGUGCCCUUUUUCAGUGAUUGGGAGCAGCACCCUGUGAAGGGAUCCUCCGUAGCAGGUCCGACUGUGCCAUGUCUUUUGACACAUGGCACUUUGGUGGAGCACAGCUCGGGCAAGCUCAUGACGUUGAACGAGAUCUUCGCUGUGCAGGGUUGGGGAACCUUGCCCACUUCAGGGUACCCUUCGGACAUCCUUGAAACGAUCAAAUCAGCAAAGUGCCAGCCUCAUCACGCAAGGACGUUCAUCGGAAACAGCAUGCACAUCCCAACUGCGAUGGCCGUGUUGCUGUAUGCCUUCAGCCACAUGCAGAGCACACGUUCGCUGAAUGAUAGAGCUUUCAAGUUGAUGCGCAGGGCCAGCAGUUGGAACUUGGAGCACGGUGCAGGCAGCAGUCCCUCCGUGUCCGUGCAGCCGAUGCUUGAGGAUGAUUGUGACGAUGGUCGUGGAAAGAAGCGCAAAGCACCUGUUUUCCGGAGGCAGACCAGCAAUUUUUGCGAUAUGGACUGA
Molecule: messenger RNA, 4356 nt
Organism: Symbiodinium sp. CCMP2456
Lineage: Eukaryota; Dinophyceae; Suessiales; Symbiodiniaceae
Source: the annotation of a GenBank genome assembly